Messenger RNA from Closterium sp. Yama58-4, 3141 nucleotides. NCBI's taxonomy places the organism in Eukaryota, Viridiplantae, Streptophyta, Zygnematophyceae, Desmidiales, Closteriaceae. The record is from the annotation of a GenBank genome assembly.
AUGCCGGGGAUCGAACCCGGAUCUUCCGCACCAGAUUCUGAUCUUCGUCCACCAAGCAAGAUGGCUGCCAGAAAUGUUGUUACUGAGAUCCUGAAGAAGCGUGGUCGCCUUCCGUCACUGUUCUCUCCGCGUGUGCUUGCAGACGCGGUGCCGUGCCCGGUUCAGAGACAUUCAGGCGCAGCUGGAACCGCGGAAUCUGUAGGGGUCGCUUCCCCAGAGGCCAACAAAUGGCGUCGUCUGGGAUGGCUUCUGGCAGCAGGUGGAAUCGCCACUCUUCCGACAUUCGUCAGCACUUCCGAAUCAAUCGCCCUUUCGGAAGCCUCGUCAGAGGAAAGUAGUGCGGGGAAGUCUGAUGCCAGUGGUUCACAUGGAUCGUUCAAACCGCAGAUCGUCUUCGUACUUGGCGGUCCUGGGAGUGGCAAGGGAACUCAAUGCGCCAAGAUUGUCGAGGAAUACGGAUUCACCCAUUUGAGCGCUGGCGAUCUUCUACGCGCCGAAAUUAAGUCUGGAUCUUCUCACGGAAACAUGAUUCAGAACAUGAUCAAGGAUGGGAAGAUUGUUCCAGCCGAGGUCACUGUUGGUCUGCUUCAGAAAGCAAUGAAGGAGAGUGGGAAUAAUAAGUUUCUCAUUGAUGGGUUUCCUCGGAACAACGACAAUAGGACCGUCUUUGAAAAGCAGACUGGCAUCGAUCCUGAGUUUAUUCUCUUCUUUGAUUGCCCUGAGGACGUAAUGGUCAAGCGUCUUCUUGGAAGAAACCAGGGACGGAUUGACGAUAACAUGGAUACGAUCAAAAAGAGAUUUCGGGUUUUCUUGGAUCAGAGUAUUCCAGUCGUGAAUCAUUAUGAUUUGCGUGGCAAAGUGCGAAAGGUUGAUGCCACCCGUUCCCCCGACGAAGUGUUUCAAGCGGUUUCUCCUCUUUUUACCAAGUUCCGUGAGGGUGAUUUGCUUGACAACACAAAGGCCUUGCUGAAUGCCAUUGACACUGGAGACUACAAGACAUACUCCAACCUCUCAGAUGAACACCUUUCUGCCUUUGAACCAGAAGCAAAAGGUGGAUUGGUCAAGGGCCUGGAGUUUCACAAAUACUAUUUUGAUCGCAGCACUGGGAAUGCUUCAUCAAAGUCAACCAUGGUCGCACCCCACGUUGCCAUUGUUGGCAAUGCUGGGGUUGUUUCCUACACACGAGCUAAUAUGGAGGACGGCAAAGAAGCCGUCGCCCGUCCGGAAAACGGAUCUGGCGUACCGCCGAAUGCUCAGGUGCCGUUUGACUCGGCUCAAAAGCCGUCCGGCGCCGCGACAAAUCUUCCGCAACUUCCGCCGCCCGUUGCGCGCGGCUUCGAGGCCCCCCGAGAUCCAUCUAGAAUCCACACUUCGAGUAUACCCUCGCAACUAGAGGCUACUCCGGGUUCUACCCCCGGGUCCGUUGGUCACGGAAUCGGGAAGAAUCCAAUCGGCGGUCCCGGAAUUUCCGGAAGCACGCUCGCUGGUCAAACUGGUGUCGAAGGAAGCGGUCCGAGCACGCCUGGCCCGCCGACGGCUCUAAUCGGCGGAGUAAGCGGCUCGUCGGGGAUGGAGACUACUCCGCAACAGACGACGCCGCCGGGUCGCGGCGCGGAUACGAAGGCGUUCGUUAAGGAGCUUCAGGCGUUCUUCGAGUCGCGCCAUCAGGAGUUUAAGGUUCCGAAGUUCUAUGGCGUGGAAGUCGACCUGUUGAAGCUCUGGCAAGUCGUCUGCUCUUUCGGUGGCUUUGACAAGGUGACAAGUGGCAAGCUCUGGCGCGUUGUUGGGGACCAGUUCGACCCUCCCAAGUCAUGCACGACGCUCUCCUGGUCCUUCCGGGGCUUCUACGAGAAGGCGCUACUGGAGUACGAGAAGCACGUGGGCGUGGAUCCCUCGCUGGAGGGCACUCUCGCCAUCACCCCCAAGACAGACAGCAAGCACCACCAGGAGGGGGGCAGCGGGCCACGUGGAGCCAAGCGAUUGGCUGCAGCCAAGACCGGGGCUGCUGACGGGGACCACACGGAUACUCCCAAGGAGCGCGGCACCCCAGGAUCGGGCCCAAAGCGGCACAGGCGGAACCAAGAUGGAGAAGAAACACCUGAAGGAACACCUGGGGCGGCGACCAGGGCAGCAGAUGCGCCCCGCCCCAGAGGCAGGCCCCCUGGGAGCGGGGGAGGUACACCUGGGGGAGGUGGAACUGCGGGGAGAGAGGGGGGGCGGCGGAAUGCAGGGGAGGGAGGGGCAGGGCGUGGGGGAGUGGGAGGAGGGGGAGCAGGGGUUGUGGGAGGACCAGGGGGAGGGAUAGGGGGAGGAGUAGGGGGGGGAGUGGGGGGUGGAGUGGGAGGAGGAGGAGGAGGAGGAGUGGGUGCAGCAGCGAUGGAUGAUGGGGCAGUGGCAGUGGUGAACGACCUGGGUCUGCCAGCUGACUGGGUUCGAAUCAACGUGCGGCGAUCGCCUGACUGCUUUGAGAUCUACGCUCUUGUCCCAGGCCUGCUGCGGGAAGAGGUGCGAGUGCAGUGUGAGCCGGCAGGCAAGCUGGUUAUUGCAGGGGAGCCAGAGCAGCCGGACAACCCGUGGGGAGUCACUCCCUUCAAGAAGGUGAUUCUGCUCCCAGCAGCCAUCAAUGCGAAUCAAACGUCAGCAGUGGUAACCCUACACGGCCAGCUCUACGUACGAGCCCCCCUCGCCAACCCCGCCCCCACCGCCCUCUCCCCCCAGCUCACCCCCAUCCCCGCCCCUGAGCUUCCCCCUCCGCCCCUGCCACCCAUGGGGGGAGGGCAGGGGCAGGGGGGGCAGGCGACGCAGCGACACCAGGCGACACCAGCGACACUAGACGACGCGAUGGGGAUCUUUCUGGACGAGCCCAAGUUCCCGGUGAUCGAUCGCACGCCGUCGUUCGGUCGCACGGUUGGUAACUUCACGUUCAGCGACUACAAGAACGUCGCCACGUUCACCGCCGUGUCGCUGCCGUUCGGCUACCUCGCAGGUGGGAGCGCCAACCUAAGGGGUCCCAGCAUGUACUGUGCGGGUAUCCUCGGGCUGAUGGGGGGAUUCAUGUACGCGUACCAGCAGUCGUCUGGGCGGCUCAUGGGCAUGUUCCCAAACAAGUGGGAGGUGGAGCGCGAGAAGUGGAGCAACUAG